AUGCGUCCCACCGCACUCCUUCUGGCGAGGCCAGUUAAGUCGAAGCCGAAGCCGCCCAAGGUCACCCUCUCUACUCCCCGGAUCUACACAUCCAACAGCCUCUCACCUUGGUACAACCUCUCUUACGAGGACUGGCUCUUUCGCAACACUCCUGUAGAGGUGCCUAUCCUGUUCUUGUACCGGAACGAGCAUUGUGUUGUCAUCGGGAGAAAUCAGAAUCCUUGGCUCGAAACGUCCCCCCGCCUCCUGGCCUCCCGGGGCUGGCCCCUUGUGCGCCGACGCUCCGGCGGCGGCGCAGUAUUCCACGAUCCAGGCAACUCCAACUUCUGCAUGCUGCUCCCACGAUUGACAUUUCACCGGCCGACACAGACCACAAUGGUACGUCAAGCGGUCCAGAAGCUCGGCGAGCGCCGUGCCCGGGAGAAUGGCCGGUUCGACGUCUUUGUGGAUGAGUUCAAGAUUUCGGGUUCGGCGUUCAAGAUCAUCGCUGAACGUGCAUACCAUCAUGGGACGAUGUUACUCAGUACUAACUCGGAGCUGGUGCGCGAGGCGCUCACGAGCCAAUUUGAUAAGCGGAUGAUCACGGAGUCGAUAUUGAGCAAGACUUCGCCAGUGAUGAACUUGGUGGAGCUUGCAGGGUGGGAACCGGAAAAGGACGGAGAGGCACUAGAGGAGGAGCCUGCGAUCAAGGCUGGAACAGAAGUAGAGAGCAUGCUUCCGGAGGUGGCUGAUCCAACAGAACGCUUCACCCACGAACGAUUCAUCACUGCCAUGACGGAUGUGUGGGAAGAGCGCUUCGGUCCUGGUGAAAAGAUUGCGGUGACUGAGGAAGAGAUGCGGGAAAUAGCCAUGGUACAAAAGGGCGCGGAAGAGCUCUCUUCCUGGGACUGGGUAUAUGGCCAGACGCCAUACUUCACCUUGCGCGGCAAGCUACCACAACCCGACCUUACUGAAAAGGUGGAAUACAAGGUGUACCAUGGGGUUAUCAAAGACAUCGGUUUCCCGGCUCUCCAGGAACCGUCCCAGGACGCAAAGCGACUCGCCAGAGCCCUCGUAGACAGCACCGCUACGUUCCAGGAAGCAAUGGGCGAGCUUCCGCCAUCUGCGACUACAGCAAAACAGGAUGAUCCAGCAUAGAUUGACGAGUAUUAUUUUUCUUGGUACAUCAGGGCAUAGAGAGCAAGAGAUGCAAUGCAGUGCCGUGUCCAGACGGCGGAUAUCGUAUGAAUGCCAAUAGAAACUAAGUAAGAACCUUUAGACACCGCUCACAGAACGGCCCCUUCCCCUUCCACCCCGUGUCGAGAUCGCACCUUGCCGACCCAAGCCCGUCCUUGUCCGGGUUGCAACACCUUCUGCUGGGUUACCUGUCGACAAUGCGUUGUAAGCAGCGACCCGUUGCUUCGUUGUGCUCCGAGUGAGCGGCCGAUCGGCC
This is a messenger RNA of Dacryopinax primogenitus, 1432 nucleotides long. RefSeq lists its product as uncharacterized. The record is from RefSeq and is a predicted model, not a curated record. Gene Ontology annotation, cellular component: cytoplasm; mitochondrion. The transcript is spliced from 3 exons. Bases 1 to 1137 code for a protein of 378 amino acids. Gene Ontology annotation, biological process: protein lipoylation. Gene Ontology annotation, molecular function: lipoyltransferase activity. NCBI's taxonomy places the organism in Eukaryota, Fungi, Basidiomycota, Dacrymycetes, Dacrymycetales, Dacrymycetaceae.